This is a messenger RNA of Dendrobium catenatum, 656 nucleotides long. RefSeq names its product enhancer of rudimentary homolog. NCBI's taxonomy places the organism in Eukaryota, Viridiplantae, Streptophyta, Magnoliopsida, Asparagales, Orchidaceae. The coding region runs from base 127 to 438 and encodes 103 amino acids. The record is from RefSeq and is a predicted model, not a curated record. The transcript has 4 exons.
AUGUUUUUUGCCUGGUUGCCUUCGCCUUCUUCAUACAUAUAGCUCGGUCGACUAAAGGUUCGCGCUAGCAAUCGAAUCAACACCCCUCCGCCUCGCUGCGGCUCUCGCUCAUCGUAGACGAGAUCGAUGGCUAACAGGCACACCAUUGUAUUGAUGCAAGCAUCUCAGAACAGGGCAUCUAGAACAUUUAUGGAUUUUGAUUCACUCAGCCAAGCCAUGGACGGAAUCUGCGGACUCUAUGAGAGAAAACUGAAGGAGAUCGAUCCAACCAUCUUAAACAUCACCUAUGAUAUUGCUGAUCUAUAUAACUUUAUCGAUGGCUUCACAGACUUAAGUGCAUUGGUCUAUGAUCACUCAAUUCAUGCUUUUCUUCCCUACGAUCGACAGUGGAUUAAACAGAGGAUGUUCCAGCACCUUAAGAAACUUGCUUUGAAAUAAGAUUCAAUGAACAAAACUUAAAAUUAAAGAUCUGUAUUUCAUCCUCUGCCUUGAUGAGCUUCUCUAACUUCAAUUUUUGAUGAAUAAAUUAUCAUAAUUUGUCAUUGGGUGUUUGUUGAUAUUUGUGUAUGUGAACAAAUUGUGUAUAACCUGUAAUUCAGAUUCUUGAUUCAAGUAAAAAAUUAAAUGAACAGAUGGAAUUUCUUCAAGGAUUAAUA